Diachasma alloeum is the source of this 749-nucleotide messenger RNA. RefSeq lists its product as uncharacterized. NCBI's taxonomy places the organism in Eukaryota, Metazoa, Arthropoda, Insecta, Hymenoptera, Braconidae. The coding region runs from base 10 to 651 and encodes 213 amino acids. The transcript has 4 exons. Gene Ontology annotation, molecular function: RNA binding. The record is from RefSeq and is a predicted model, not a curated record.
AUAUCAACAAUGAGAAUGGCAUCCCGCGUGUUGUCACGUUGUUUUACCCAUCUGGAGCGUCGAGCAGCAACAAUAAACGUCCGAGCAAUUCACGGAAUAGCCCUUGAACACAACAAAAAAAAUUUCCAAAAUGAAAUUAAAAAAUUAUUUGAUACAUCGAGAAGUUUUCUCGAGGUUGAUUAUAACCUAGACUGCUCCUCAAGAAGAUGGAAACACGGGAAAAGCGGUAAAAAGGGGCGAAUUGAGGCCGAAGACGAUGACGAAGAUGAAGAGGAUGAAGAAAUGCGAAUGUUAGCUCAAGGUAAAAAUAAUAAAAUAAUUACCCCUAGCACAGCUUCAAUGAGGAUCGAUGCAGUCGUCAAAGCUGCUCUUGGAAUCGCUCGGAACAAAGCAGAUGUAGCUCUUUACGAGAGUAAAAUUCGUAUAAAUAGUGAAAAAGUCCUUAAGAAAGGAUAUCAAGUGAAUAUCAACGACGUCAUAGACUUCAUCGUCGGCCCCAGCCCCCAGAACCCAAAAUUCACAAUAGUGCAUCGAAUCACAAUUCUCGACGCCAAGCCCAACGUCGACACGAUAAAGCUGAAGGUCCUCAGAGAGAAGAAUCUCGUAAUCGACGACUACGCAGACUCCUACAAAGUCGAAUCAGUCGAGUGAUGUAAAAGUAGAAAAGUUUUUAUUUCUCUGUAAAUAUCUGUACAAAAUCCAAGAAGCUCGGCUUCCCUCAAUUACAAUUGAUUAAUUACUAACUUGAA